Penicillium brevicompactum is the source of this 1272-nucleotide messenger RNA. Its product is annotated as VHS and GAT domain-containing protein. Bases 1 to 1272 code for a protein of 423 amino acids. Gene Ontology annotation, molecular function: ubiquitin binding; phosphatidylinositol binding. Gene Ontology annotation, biological process: actin cortical patch localization; actin filament organization; endocytosis. Gene Ontology annotation, cellular component: actin cortical patch. The record is from RefSeq and is a predicted model, not a curated record. Lineage: Eukaryota; Fungi; Ascomycota; Eurotiomycetes; Eurotiales; Aspergillaceae. The transcript is spliced from 5 exons.
AUGAAGCGCUUCGUGAGAACCUGGACUGCGCGCUCAAGCUCCAGCGACAGCGGCGCCGAACACCGCGAAGACUCCCCCGAAGCAGUGGUCAGGAAGGAAUUAGCGGCAUUUUGCGAAUCAAACACGAACAGCGGCGAAUCGCAAGGAGCCGAAAUCGUCCACCUCCCCAAGAUCGUCGAAGCCGCCGAAUCCAGCCCGGAAGCCGCUAAAGAAGCGGCCCUGCGCAUUCGAAAAUACCUCGCCGAUCCCGCAGGCACCCCCAACUCCGCCCAGUACAAUGCGAUCAUGCUCAUGCGCAUCCUGGCCGACAACCCAGGUCCCACCUUCACGCGCAACUUCGACGCGAAGUUCGUGACAACUAUCAAAGAGCUGCUGCGCUCAGGACAUGACCUUCACGUCCAGGGCUACUUGCGCCAGUAUCUGGAGACACUCGAGCAACAGCGCUCAUGGGACGAGAAUCUCAAACUGCUGCUUGCCAUGUGGGCGAAGGAGAAAACAAAGACAACACGUGGAUUUCCGAAGUUCACUCGUCCUCCUGUCCCGCCCAGAUCUUAUACCCUACCUGGACCACCCUCCGGAUCGCCGAGAAACACACUACCGAAACCCGAGGAAAUGGCCGCGCGCAUCGAAGAAGCACGGAACAGCGCAAAGCUACUCACGCAAUUCAUACAGUCGACCUCGCCGAGCGAUCUGGAGGACAAUGACCUCGUGAAAGAGUUCCUGGAUCGCUGCCAAACGUGCGCGCGUAUCAUCCAGGGCUUCAUCCAGGCGAACAAUCCCGCUCCGGAUGAGGACACACUCUUAACGCUCAUUGAGACGAAUGAUGAGAUCUCAGUUGCGAUUUCGCGCCAGCAGCGCGCAAUGCUGAAGGCUCGCAAGCUCAGAGGGUCUUCGUCGCCUAGCUCGUCAAAUGUCAAUAGCCCUUCGCCGACGGCUGGGUCUGGCGCCAAUGUUCCUGCUGUUUCUACGCCGGCGCCGGCGCCGGCCCCUUCUGCUUCGGAUACCGCUCCCUCUGUUGUCUCUGCCGUAUCCUCUCCCCCUCCCCCUCCCCCGCCAAAGCAUUCACGACCAGACCAUGCGGUCGCGGAGUUGCCAAACACUGUUAUGACCGGUGGCCGGCAGCCUAGCGCCACGACCAGCCGGUAUGAGUAUAAUGCAGAGGAAUUCCAGGUGCGGAAUCCCUUUGCAGACGACUAUGCCGCUGAGUCGGAUAGGCCGCAAGGUUCGCAUACUGACCGGGUGCGCUUCCAACCUGCCGAGCAAGAGCGUUAG